AUGACGUUAUUUUGCUAUGUGAUUGCGGCUUUUUUGACCCCGGCGAUUUUCGCCGACCUUUGGGCCGAAACUGAACGGAUGCCCGAUCUGCAGCAGGUUUUUCUGAAAAAAAAAACUAUAACAGUGCAACAUUGAUGAAGUAAAAAAAUAACGUGAACCGAAUAAUAGAAAAAUGACCCUUAAGUGAUUUCUUGGAACAUCCCAAAUGGUGUUGGGAACUAUCAAAAUUUUUAAGGUAAUUUUUCUUUUUAGUAAAACUUUUGGCUCGUACUUCGGUAACGGAAACCGGAAUUUUCUGAGCACUUCUAGGGAUCACUUAAGAGUGCUGACGCCACUAAAGUGGUCACUAGAAAUUCCGGUUCGCGUCACCAAGGCUUGAGGAGAAGCUUCAUUUUUUUUCCCUUCAUAUUCCAAAAUUUGCAGUGGCGCGCACUUUGCGGCCACUAUACAGUAGCCACGGCCUACAUGAAGGACAGUAAUGCGAGGAUUACGGUAUUUGCGCCAGUCGAUGAUGUCUUCACGUACAAUCCUGACAUUAGGGCGUUGGACCAGAAGGAAACUUUGAGUCAUAUUGGUGGGUCUCGAGCGGAAAAGCUGCAGUUAUCCACUCAUAAUUUCCAAUAGAGUACUGGAAGCUCAAAAACCGCCAAAUUUUGGUCAAACCUAGAAAGAUUUUUUUUUUCUAGAUUUUUCUGGAAUAUUUCCUUUUUUUUUUACUUAUAUUAACUUGAUGAGUGAAUUAAUUGUUUCGCUUGAAAAUUUCGUUUUUAACGAACCGUAUAAAAAGCAGGCUUAGUUACUCUUGAAGGCUCCCCUUUAGGGACCACUAAAGAGUGGUUCCUGUAGGGGACACGCGAGUCGAUCAUUGUUGUGAAGCAUUUUCAUGCGAAAGACACGACGAACUAGCUUUUUUUUGAAAGAAAAAUAUGAACGAAGGGACACUUUUUGGCACCAAAGAGGCUGUUUUUCCCUCCACCUCUUUAGGGACCACUCAGGCCUUCCUAAAAACAUUGCAUUCUUUCAGUCGAUUCACAAGUGGUGGAAAUAACGCAGGGCAAAAAAUGGGAGAAACAAACUUUGAUCCGGUCGACCAUCAACAGUGGCUACGUCUACGUCACUCAGUUUGAAAAUAACCCCGGGAAUUUCGUGAGUUGAUGCGCAGCCAAUUUAGUGAUACUCAGUCUUUUCAGUCCUACUUCGCGAAUGCUGGAAUGAUGUGCAACCAUGCUUCGAACCAAUGGGGCAUCAUUUCCGGAGAACAAUACCUUUUUAAGGUUUCUUUGAAGCAGAAAUUCAAAAUAAAAUGGAAUAUUCUUAGAUCUGCACUCCAAUGGGCCAUCGACCGUACCCGGGCACAGCGCUGUCAUUUAUCCGCGAACAUGACAAUACUGUUUUCGAAGAGCGGCAAUACAACAAUAGAGAUUUAUCGUUGGUUUUCCAGAGCUUUGAGACCAAAAAAGGAGACUUUUAGUAUCAGUCUUGAACUGUUUUUUUGGUUUAUAGCCGCGAAAAAGUCGGAUAAUUUCAAGAAAGUUUUUGUAACGUUCGAUUUCUCUCUCGACUUUCCUUUAUUUUGAGGGCUUAUAUGAUUUUCCGGUUUGUAGAGAGAACUUGGAUCUUUUCUCUUCUUUUUUAAGGGCUUUUAUACUGAACUCGCAUUAUUUUGUGUUUUCUUUAAUUUAUAAAAAAAAAAUUGAAAACACCCAUUCGGAAAAAAUUUCUUGAGAAAAAAAAAAUGAAAUUCCAGUCAAAUCCGAGAAAUUCUGGAUAUUGUACCUGAUAUCGCCUUGGUGAUCUAUGGAAGCUCGGCCUGGAACGGAUUCCACACGUUUUUCCUGCCCAACGACAAGGCUUUCGCUAGAGUAUGUUCUUGAGUGGUUACUUAAGAGUUUUUGGAACGGUAUAGUGAGCUCUUUAGAGGUUUCGAACUUUCGUCACUUUUUUUAAAGUUCCUUCUCUUGAAAGACUUACCAUGAAGGUUAUUUCAAUCGCAGUCACUCUAGCGGUCACUUCAGAAGUGGCUCCUUAGGCGCUUUUUUUUCGAAAUCCCUAAGAGGCUUCUAAUAUUAUUAAUUGUUUCAAUUUUCCAGGUAAUCGACCGGAAUCGGAUAGAUCGAGAAGUGCUUCUUGCUCAUGUUACCGGAACGAAUAGGUAAAUUUAUUCCAUAGUUCAAUGGUUAAUUAGUAAAUGUAGUUAAAAGAGUCGUUGGUUCAAUUCCUGCCCAGAUAAAAUUUUUUUUGCCAUUUUACAGAGUUCUCUUCACCUGGCCAUGGCUCUAUGACGGUGGGCAGCAUUAUUAUCCGUCCGUAAGGUUGGUCGAGUGGUUAAGAAAAUAGACUAGUGAUGAGGGUUGUUGGUUCGAUUCCUGUCAAGGGCAGGAACUUUUUUGCUAGUUUUCAGAGAAGAUAUACUAAUGCCAUGUUGAAAUUGAUUCUGCGAAAUUAAAAAUAGUCAUCAGAGAGGGAAAAAGACAACUAAAUUCUGGAAAGUCAGAGAUAAUUUCGCAUAGCUCUGACCACGGUGUUGGAAUCGUAUACCAGGGGGAAAUUCUGAAUAAAAGCGAAAGAGAAAGAUUAUUAGCAUUUUCAAGAGACACCAGAGAAGACAGAUUUUUCUAUUUCUGUGGCGUCUCUUCAAGUCGUGUUAAUCUAUAGCUGGCGCUUAUAUUGUUUCAAAUUCUACUUACCUUUCCUCUCGAAAUUGUAUAUUUAUUCUUCAGAUUCUCCUCAAACAUCAUAGAAGACAACUUUAAACUGAAGCUGGUCAUGAGAAAUAUUACCGACCGUCGGACUGGCAAAUAUGACCGUUAGUUUUCGCUGCGUAUCCGAAAAUUCGCUGAGCAUCAACUCCAGUUUACGCCGUCUCGGAGGUCUACGAACGCUAUUCGCAGUUCCGCCGUGGCGCCGUUUGGGCCAAAAUCCUGGUCCCGAAUAUUCCGGUUCAAAACGGAGUUGUUCACAUCAUUGACAACGUCUUGGGCAUCGUUUCGGAGACUAUUGAUAUGGUAAUUUACAGUUCCAAAAAGAGUUUUGAUAUAUAGUGGAGGAAGGGUUGGAUGGUUCUGCAAAAAUAAUUGUGGCCUUGAAGUAACUUUUUAAAAAAGACUCUUAAAAUCACAAAACUUAAUGAAUUUCUGAUUUCUGAUUUUGAAAGUGAUAUCAUUCUUAGUGAUAACUUUAGCAACGUCAGAAUGCCCCAGACGUUCCCUAGUGCUUCCCUGACAGUUCUGACACUGCUAAAUGGAUCACUAGAAAUGUCCGCAGCAAGUUCACCCUCCACCUUCAAAACCUCUUGUUUUUUCUCUCGAAAUCCCGCACUUUAACUGAAUUUUCGCAUCACUUCAGCUGAUCUACGAAAAUCCUAAAUGUGGGAUUCUGAUGCGGUACAUCAAUACGAUCGGGCAAAUCGUCAGGAAUUAUUUCUCGGCGACCGGAGGCCUCGUGACCUUUUUCGCUCCAUGGGACGAGGCUUUCGACCGAAUUCCUGAGCAGAUUGAGAGAAGAUUGCUCAGGGACCGGAUCUGGUUGGAACAGGUGUGGGAUCUUCAAACAUAGGAAGUUUUGAGAUACGAUAAAAAGGAAUAAUACGGAUAAUAAUGAAAACAGUCUCGAAAAACUCAAUUCUCAAAGUUGUUUUUUUUUCCUGUAUGAGAAUAAGUCGAUUAAAACCCUAACAGAUAAAAAAUGUCCUCAGAUUUUGGGCUUCAAUUACUAUGACGUAUUUUAAAACGCUCUGUGAAUGGCUCGCUCUCUGAUUGGUUUAUCGCGCCUUAGGGGCGGAGCUUGAGUGACGACUCAAAAUUCUAAUUUUGAACAGACUAUAGACGAAAUAAAACGUGAACUUUUUAAUAUUUUUCAAAAGGACUUCACAGAUUCUCAAACUUCACAUCGUUCCUGCGAAAGAACUGACUACGGAUGAAAUCAACAACGAAACGAUCGUCAAUACUGUGGACAACAUGCGGCAGUUGUACUUUAUCAAAGGAGAAUGGCCUGUAAAUAACAUAAGUGAGUAGAUUCUGCUAGAAAGUCUUGUUUUUAAAGGACCAUAGAGAAAAUGAAUAAGAGUCUCGAGACGAAGUCCCUUUUUCAUUUUGGUUUUGAAUAACUCUAAAAGACUCACAAGGGAGCCCAUUCAGUGCAAGUUAUUUGAAUUUUCCGUGAGUUGGCCAAAAAAUCUCUCAAACCCUUGAUGAAGAGUUUAAAAGAGCGUAGAUAAGUCUGAUAUAAGAAGUUUCAAGAUGAGUUAAUUACUCAUAAAAACAACUUUCCUCCUUGAAGAGCUUGUCAGACUAAAACUCAAAAAAUUCCGACGAGAUUUUCAUUUUCAACGGACCAACCUGAUGUUCGAAUAAUGACGUCAUUUUCUCAGCCUACUACGUCAUCGGCGGCGGAAUUCGGACGGCGAUCAUGAUGGAGAACGUGGCGGCGACCAAUGGAAUCGUCCAUUAUAUUGAACGGGUCCUCGGGGUUCCCUACCAAUCCUUGUGGGAGAUCAUGAGGAAUGAAAGCCGAUUACAGUUCGUUUUAUGAUGAUUCGCAAUUUUUUCUGACCUGUCUGCGCUCUCUUUCCUCUCGCAGGCGCGAGAAAUAGCAAGGGGGCGAAGAUAAAUCACACAACAAAGGAAGCGCUAGAAGCUCCUUAGUGACCAAGGGGAUUUAGCUUUUCUUCGUUGUUAACUUGAAAAAAGGGAGUACUUUACAAGCACCAUUAGAGAUUCGGGGAAAAGAGGGCGCCGAGAAGCUAGAACGUUUCAAUUUCAGGCGAAUGUGUUUUGUGUAAUUUGUAGACGAUCUUUCGAGAUGAUGCAGAACUUGCAACUUCGCUACGCUCUGGACCCCUGGCAAGUGCUGACUCCCGAGCAGAACUUCACCUUUUUCUGUCCUGUCAACGAGGCUUGGAAUGGGGUGAAUAUUUGGUAUAAACUGAAGAAGACGUUCAUUUUUCUUCAUGAAAUUGGAUCGGAAUUCUAGAACUACCAGGAAAAGUUCAGCACAUUCUCACCCUGCAACUAUUUGUCUAUUUAAAAGAUGGGGGUCUUAAAGUCGGAUAGUACUCGAUGUGAGCGGAAUUUCGAAGUUUUCUUUGACUUGAGAUGUCCUUCUCAGAAGUCUGGGAAGCUGUUGAGAUGGAGCCUCUGUGGAAGCUCGAGAAAUAUUCUCACAAAAUCUCUAUCAGUAAGGGGAAAUGUCCUACCUUGUAAGAAGAAAGCGCUGGAAACUGGAAAAAGUAAUAAUAUUAUGUUCAUUCCUUCCUGACUGAGAGGCGAUAUGAGUAGGUUGGCAACGCGUCGGGUUGCGUACGCGAAGCGGCUUUUGGAGGGUAACUCGAGGUCAAACACGAAUCACUUUUUGAAAUGGUUUCAUCUGUUUUGAUAGUUUUCCAUAUAUCUCUCUUUUUUAUUUCUAAAAAAAUAGUUGAACGAAUAGAAGUAUAAUUUUUCUACAUUUUCGCCAUGCCUCAGAGUUUCCUGCCAGAAGACGCGUCCCCCUAGCCACUCUACUCAUCUCGCCUUCCAAUUAGGGAAAAAUUGAAUACUUUCGAAUUGUAAGGUCGCCCCAUCGCUAGUGGCUCGGAUGAACGACGGGAAUCACUGGCUGGCUUUGCAGUACGUCUACAAGCGACAUGUUCUUCAGGGGCAGGUAUAGUUUCCGUUUUUCCAUUAUAAGUUAUCGUUCUGUUAAAAGUUGAAGGAUUCCUUCGAUAUUAUGUUUCCUGUCUUUUCUAUUCAAUUUCGGAAUUACGUGUCCAAAUUUUGAGUAAUUGUUCGAAUUCUCAGGCUCUGAUGUACACGGAUCUGCGAGAAAGGACGUAUGUGAUGAUGAACGAUGAGAAGGUGGUCAUUCGAAGGCGUGGAAGAUGUUCGUUGCAACUAAUAACAUUGGAUAAUCACUGAAAGUUUCAGUUUUCGAGCUCUUCUGGCCCCGCGGAAACCGAAGGGCACGGGUUAUUGAAGGCGGCGAAAUUGCAGGUUUGUAUUGGAUUAAGAAGAAAUUCUUAGUUUUUUGGAGUCCCUUGAGUGAUCACUGGAAACUGUUAAGCGAAUUCGCCUCAGAGUUUAUCAAUUUCCCUCGCUUUUUCCCUUGAAAUAUCUCUCGGCAAACUUGAAGUGGUUCCUAGAGUGAACGGAGCUUUAACAGACUGAUUUUGGUGUGAGUUCGUAAAUUUUUUUUGCUUAAGUGGCCACUUGGCAUGUUCAAUCCCUACAGGCUUAAAAAACUAUAUCACACGAUUUUUUUUUCUAAAUUGCAUCAUAUCUCCUACUUAAGGGACAACUACGGAUUUGGAAUGAUCCCGGAGUGGAUUUCUUCAAGUUUUGUUAUCUACAGCCAUACUUCUAAUUUUUUCAUGGAUUUUUUAUUUCUGAUGAAAACGGCUUUUCUCAGGGAUCAACGGCUACAUACACAUGGUCGAAGACGUGCUCAUCUACGAGCCGGACUUGAGAGCUCCCGGAUGCUCAACGGAGCCGGCAGUGCUCCAGUUCGUCCUCAUAGUUACCGUCAUGAUCUGGAGACCUGGCUGGAAUCGAUUCCUCGCCUUAUUCUACCCGACUUGA
Molecule: messenger RNA, 6554 nt
Organism: Caenorhabditis auriculariae
Lineage: Eukaryota; Metazoa; Nematoda; Chromadorea; Rhabditida; Rhabditidae
Source: the annotation of a GenBank genome assembly